This is a messenger RNA of Clonostachys rhizophaga, 1485 nucleotides long. The record is from the annotation of a GenBank genome assembly. NCBI's taxonomy places the organism in Eukaryota, Fungi, Ascomycota, Sordariomycetes, Hypocreales, Bionectriaceae.
AUGACUACCCUGACUCUUCUUUCCGUCGAGGACGAGUCGACCUCAAUCUCCUUCGACCCUGCCAAUACCAUCGCGGACAUCAAUCCUCUCAUCUAUGGAGGCUUUACUGAGCAUAUGGGCCGUUGUAUUUACGGUGGUCUUUACGAGCCAGAAAACAAAGAACUAUCUGACGAGAACGGAUUUCGCCGGGACAUAACCUCAUACUUCAAAGAACUUCGAGUCCCGGUCGUUCGAUACCCAGGUGGUAACUUUUGCGCCUCGUACCAAUGGCAAGAUGGCAUUGGACCCAAAGAGAAACGCCCGAAGCGACCAGAGCUGGCCUGGGAGGGAGUGGAGCCCAAUACAUUUGGCACAGACGAGUUCAUGGAAUGGUGCAAAGUAGUUGGUACUGAACCUUAUCUGUGUCUGAACAUGGGCACAGGGACGCUGGAGGAUGCUCUUGCCUGGGUGGAGUAUUGCAAUGGUGACAAGGACACAUACUAUGCAAACCUCAGACGACAGAACGGCCACGAAAAGCCAUACAAUGUCAAGUAUUGGGCUCUUGGGAACGAGAUGUGGGGGCCAUGGCUCGUGGAUCUCCGCUCAGCAAGUAUUGACGUCUUCACAGCAUUAAAACUUCUCGACCCUUCCAUUACGUUGAUCUUGUGCGGAAAAGAUGGUUAUUCGGACUGGGAUCGCUACACUCUCCAGCAAUGCCUCCGCUGGGUCGACAUGCACUCGAUCCACUACUACUCCAUGGGCAGUGGCCACUACAAAAAUAUAUCUUCCGUCUACGCCGCUGAACGAGCUAUCCAAGUCUGCUCAUCCCUAAUCGAUCUUGCUCGGUGCGAAUUCGACCUUUCGCCCUUCCCAGAUAUCGAGCGAAUCAUCACCAAGCCAAACAGCGCAAAGCGUCCCACAAUAUGCUUCGACGAGUGGAAUGUGUGGGAUCCGAAACGAGCUCCCGGCAACAAGGGUGGCGAGGAACAGUAUACGCUUAGCAAUGGGCUGGCAGUUGCCAUCUGGCUGAACAUCUUUGUGCGCAACUGCAAGGAUAUUGGGAUGGCCACCAUUGCUCAAAGUGUCAACGUUAAACGCCCCACGACCACAUACUUCCCGUUGUUGCUCUUCUCAAAGUACAUGCACGGAAAGGCGGUUUCUGUGCAUACUCGUACGGGCACGUAUCAAGGAGAGACAUUCCCACAACGGGUUGAAACGACUGUUCCGGUCCCCAAACUUGAUGUUAGCGCCACCAUUGACAAUGAUGGGUGGAUGAAUGUGGCUAUCUUGAACUCGGACGAAGAGAAGAGCUACGCUACUAAGCUCAAUGGUAUCGCCCCUGGAAGCGAAGUCCAGGUAUUCACCGUUGGCGGCGAGACUUUCAAAUCAGCCGAUGCCAAUUCGGAACAAGAAGAAAAAGUCAACAUCAGAGAGUCUGUGUGGAAUGUAACCGACACAUACCGCUUUGAGCGUCUGAGCUUCACACUUCUUAGAUGGAAGGCAUAA